Molecule: messenger RNA, 1242 nt
Organism: Lindgomyces ingoldianus
Lineage: Eukaryota; Fungi; Ascomycota; Dothideomycetes; Pleosporales; Lindgomycetaceae
Product: endo-1,5-alpha-L-arabinosidase
Exons: 2
Coding region: 166-1212 (348 amino acids)
Biological process (GO): carbohydrate metabolic process
Molecular function (GO): arabinan endo-1,5-alpha-L-arabinosidase activity
Source: RefSeq, a predicted model, not a curated record
UCCAAAUGGCGUGAAGAUUAUGGAUCGCUAUUUCCAGCGGAGGAGCCUGAAUAUGGCAGGAUUUGACUUAUAGAAAGUAGGAGACCCAUGGUACCUUUCGGGGUUCCUUUUACCCCUCCAUUUUGAAAACUACUACUUUAUUUAUUUCAUAACCAUAAUUGCAGGAUGCUUAACUCCUUCCUCUCCUUUACAACACUAUCCGCGCUGCUCGCAACAGCCAUCACCAAACCAAUCGAUCCACGAGAAGCAGCCUCAUGGCCUGACCCCGAGCCUUGCACUGGCAAUUGCAGCUACAUACACGACCCAAGCGUUCUCCGCAGAAAAGACGGCACCUGGUUCCGAUUCUCAACCCUCGGAAACAUCGCGAUCGCAACCGCACCAGCACUUACCGGACCAUGGACAUACCAGGGUGCAAUGCUUCCCUCUGGCUCGAAAAUCAACGUAGUUAAGAACCAGCAGCUCUGGGCUCCGGAUGUGUCUAACAUCGAUGGGACAUAUUAUGCGUAUUACUCAGUGUCGCAUAGUGGGCUUCAAACUUCAGAUAUUGGCGUUGCGACGUCCUCGUCACUAAACGUCGGAUCGUGGACUGAUCACGGCAGCGUUGGAGUCCCGAAGUCGGGCAAUUACAAUCUCAUCGAUCCGAAUUUCUUCCGGGAAUGCGCGAACUGUCAGAAUUACUGGUCCUUUGGUUCCGCUUGGAACGAUGUGUAUCAAACGUCCCUAAAUCCAGACUUCUUGACCUGGUCCGGAGUAACCCCAGCACAGAAACUGUUUAAUUCCACGGUACCUAAAGGUCAGAAUUAUCCGAGUAUCACGGAAGGCAGUUUCCUAUUCUGGUGGCCGGUUAGUGGGACUAAAUACUACUACAUGUUUUUCUCGAGCGGGGCAUGUUGUAAUGCUGGAACCGCGCUUGCGCCGCCAGGGGACGAGUAUAAAAUCAUGGUGUGUCGCGCGACAUCCCCGACAGGGCCGUUUGUAGACCAAGCCGGCAAGAGUUGUUUGAAGGAGAAUGGAGGCACGUUGGUGCUUGGGACGCAUGGCGAGAAUGUGUAUGCACCGGGGGGUCAGGGUGUGGUUUUUGAUCAAAGUGUUGGGAGGGUAGCCCUGUAUUAUCAUUAUGCGAAUCCGAAGAUUGGGUAUGGGUUUGAGAAAUUUCUCUUUGGGUUUAAUUACCUCGAGUUCGCUUCGGGAUGGCCGGUUGUUACCUCAUAAUGACAAUGAAUAGAGCGGACAGAUAUCUGU